This is a messenger RNA of Cadophora gregata, 519 nucleotides long. RefSeq lists its product as uncharacterized. The coding region runs from base 1 to 519 and encodes 172 amino acids. The record is from RefSeq and is a predicted model, not a curated record. Gene Ontology annotation, molecular function: ferrous iron binding; zinc ion binding; oxidoreductase activity, acting on single donors with incorporation of molecular oxygen. Lineage: Eukaryota; Fungi; Ascomycota; Leotiomycetes; Helotiales; Ploettnerulaceae. The transcript is spliced from 3 exons.
AUGAUUGAGGCUCUCGUUAUCUCUCUCACAAGUCGCAGCACUGACAAAUGGCUCAUUCACAGCAUUCACCCUCAAAGCAAUCCACUCAACAUCCCCAUCGUCCAACUCUCGCUGUACAACAACGAAGACCCAGAGAUGCACUAUGAUCUGGGCGCUGCUCUUGCUUCACUUCGUGAAGAGGGGAUAGCCAUCGUUGGAGCACGGAUGGCUGUCCAUAAUCUACAGGAUGAUCCUUUUAACUGCGUUUCUAUGCACUGUCCUGAAAGCCCUGAGAGUAAAGCCUCAAUAUUCGAUGAGGCGCUGAAAGAACCAAGUACCUCGCACCCAUCAAAGCGCAAGGCGAAACUGGUGGCUUUGCUCAAACGUGAUGGUGCCCGAAAGGCACAUCCGACUUUCGAACAUAUCUUGCCUCUAUAUGUCGUUGCAGGAGCAGCAACCGAAGAUGAAGGAGAGAGAUUAUGGACGAUGCAUGAGGGGCCUCUGAGUUGGGCACAGUAUAGAUUCGGUGAUGCGGCAUGA